This is a messenger RNA of Pristis pectinata (smalltooth sawfish), 7851 nucleotides long. Its product is annotated as rho GTPase-activating protein 21-like. The transcript has 25 exons. The record is from RefSeq and is a predicted model, not a curated record. Lineage: Eukaryota; Metazoa; Chordata; Chondrichthyes; Rhinopristiformes; Pristidae. Gene Ontology annotation, molecular function: phospholipid binding; protein binding. Gene Ontology annotation, biological process: signal transduction. The coding region runs from base 608 to 6802 and encodes 2064 amino acids.
GGGAAGGGGGGGGGGUGGAUGAAACGCUCUAUCCUAUUCGUCAAUCUGUGACGCCACGGUUGUAAACCCGGGUGUGAUUGGUUGCUCGCCGGCGGCUGUGUUCUUGGGCGAUAUUUUUCUCUUUUUUUUACGCGGAUUCGGUGAAGGGGAAAAAAAAGGGAGAAAAUAAUGGCGGCGGCGAUGGCUCGGGCUUCACGUUGGUGUUAAAGCCUCUCGUCUCGUUGUGUGUGUGAAGGAGCGGGAGUGACGGAGGAGCGCCGCUGGACUCGAGGGAGCGGCGAGUGACAGCGGCCGGAGUGGGCAAGAGGGAGAGCGACCGGGAGGCGCAGGAGCCAUGGCGGCGGCGGACGGCGAGGCGGCGGCCGGCCGAGUGCGGUCGGCACUGGGGGACGGCAGUGCGAGGAGCCUUCUGGACUGAGGGGGCGUCUAGGCCUCGCUUCGUCCCACGGCGCCACAAGAUCGUUUAAGAAACUAUGAAGAAGAACGGGUAGAUUGGCGAAUUAUCAUCUGGCUGCAUUUUUUGUUGUUGCUGUUCAUGGAUUUUUCAAUGUACCGAGCCAAGGGAGUGUUCUCCUGAUCUGGAUUCGCUUUAAAUUGGAAUGAAAUAAUGGCGACACGUAGGUCCUGUCCAAGUGAAGAGGAGGAUGGAGAUGUAAAUGGAAAAAAACGCCCAUAUGUCGGGGAGGACGAGGGAAAACACAAGAAGGAUGGGCGUGGACAAGUCGAGAACACCUCGCCACUGGUGGAUGACAUGUUCUCAUGGGCAGGCCCAAAGACUAUUAAUCUGCAACGAAAUUCACAGGGCUUUGGGUUUACGUUGAGGCACUUCAUUGUUUACCCACCUGAGUCAGCUGUACACACCAAUAUGAAGGAUGAAGAGAAUGGAAAUAAAGGAGCACAAACCAGAGGCAAAUUGGAGCCAAUGGAUACCAUCUUUGUUAAGCAGGUUAAGGAAGGUGGACCAGCACAUGGAGCUGGGUUAUGUACAGGUGAUCGGAUUGUCAAAGUAAAUGGGGAAAGCAUUAUUGGGAAAACGUAUUCUCAAGUUAUAGCCUUGAUUCAGGAAAGUGAUUCUGUCCUGGAGCUUUGUGUUAUGCCAAAAGAUGAAGACAUCUUGCAGCUGGCUUAUUCCCAAGAUGCCUACUUAAAAGGCAAUGAUCCUUACACAGGCAAUGCCCAGAACAUCCCUGAGCCACCACCCGUCUGUUAUCCUCGACUGACUAAUACCGCUUCAUCUGUGCCUCAGCCUAUGGAAGUUUCACCACCAGAACCUUCUCGAGGAAGGCAACAAAUUAUUAGACCAGUACAGACAAUUGCUACAUCCGAUCGAGGGUAUCAGACUGAAGUGCAAGUACCACCUUCACCAACAGAUAUUGUAAAAACUAAUACUGCUGUUUGUGUUUGCAAUGAAACAGUAAAGACUGUUAUUGUGCCUUCGGAAAGGGUUGAUGAUUUUGCAUCUGGUAGAAUUAACCAUUCAAGUCCAGCUCAUAGAACAGAAGAAGUACGGUAUGGAGUGACUGACCACACAACUGGGAAACCAAGAGCGAGGACCGCUUCUUCUUCAGCUCUGUUGACCAGUACUACAGUUCAGCAGGUUACAAGUGGUAGGGCAAAAGAUUCCGCAGUAACUACCUCUACCACUAACACUGGUAAACAGACAAUCUAUGGCUCAUGUAAGGACGCUGCUUCCAGCAGGGCUACACCUCAAACUACAGAUUUGUCAGCAGCCAUAAAUCAACAUGCAUCUCCCACAACUGUAACUUCACACCAGAAUAUAGACUGGCGCAAUUAUAAAACAUAUAAAGAGUAUACGGAAAAUAGACGUUUGCACAUGUAUGGUAGUAGGACAAUACAGGAAAGAUUAGAUAGUUUAAGAGCAGCUGUUCAAAAUUCAACAGACUAUCAGCAAACAGCUCCAACCCACAUUACAACUCCGGCACGACGUCGGAGCACUUCACAUGACCGAUCUUACCAAGCCACAUCAAUGAGAUAUCGUAGCGUGUCUCAAGAAAGAUUAGGAGAGUCUGUUUUAAUGAAAGAUUGGCCACGAAGUGCUUCACAGGAUGCAUUAACAUCGCCAGUAAUUGGGCCACAGAACCAUAGGACACGAUCAUGUGAUUAUAUUGGAAAGCAGGCAGAGGCGUUCAACGUUCUCACUGCAGAUAUUGGAACGAGGUCACAUGAUCCUGCUGAUGGUGGGGUGCAGCGAAUUUAUGACAGAACCAUUGGAGUUAAUGAACUAGGUAGUAGGCAUGUUUUUCGAGAAGGAUUCCGGCAAACUGUCAGACAAGUUGGGCAGCCAGGUUCUCGGAUAUCUAUUAGUAGUGCAACACAGUCGCAGAACAAUAAUCUUUCACCAAGUUUCCCCAACAUUGACAGUAUAAAGAUACGACCCAAAAAUCGAAAUGCUGCACAUUCUAGUCCUGCCCCUUCAAGGUGGAAAGUGGCCACAGACAUAAAACCUGUUCAGCAUUCAAAAGACCACCAAUCUACUUUUACAGGCCAACAACCUCAAGCUCCUUCUCAAGAAAAGUCUUAUCUACCAACAUCAUUUCAAACUACUCUUCCAAGUUCUUCGUUAGCCACUUCUGUUUCCUAUGCAACACCACCAGUUCUCUCUCCUACCCAAAGUAUUGGCAUUGAUGCGUUAAAAGACCAAAGAAUGGUAAAUCACGCCAAUCUAUGUGAACAGCUCUUGGAUCAAAGAGCAAGAGCUGAAAGUGUGCCUGAAUAUCCAGCAGAAGUGGUUGUUGGAGUGAGGUCAGCGUCAUGUCCUGCACCAACAUCUGUACAGCCUUUCGUGCAGACAAGUAGGAUCGUAAAGGCCUCUGCUACCUCUAGUGUUGCAAAUGCAUCAGUUAGACAAAAGAACAAGGAACCAGAAAAAUUGAAAUCUGAAAGUAAACAAGAGGAGAAAGCAAAAUUGGGUAUGGAAAAUUCUCUUGAACAAAAUGAACAUGGCUCUGGACAUAAAGAGCAGGAAGCCUCAGACAAUAAAGAAAAUGUGGUCUUGAGGGGAAAACAUGCUACGAGUCGAUUAACACCACAACCACUAAGACACCAGUCAUACAUUUUGGCUGUAAAUUCACCAGAUCCAGUAACAGAUCCUACCUGCUGGCUACCUAAUGAUGCACGCCGUGAGGUAAAUAUUAAGCGAAUGGGAGAUCAGAGAAAGGCGUCAAGUUCAAGCCCACAGGAUGACUCGUUAGCAUCUAUCCCUUUCAUUGAUGAACCCACAAGUCCCAGUGUUGAUCAUGAAUCUGCUCACAUUCCUGCCUCGGCAGUAAUUUCAGCUGGAGUCUCUGAAAUUCUAAGGACAACAGCAGUACCUUCCAGCCCUACUAAACCAGCCCCUUUUAUUCGUCGUCAGUUAUCACAUGACCAAGAUGCCAUUAGAACAUCUACUCCUGAUUCAAAGCCCAGUGGAAAAACAGAGAGAUCAAAGUCAUAUGAUGAAGGAUUAGAUAACUAUAGAGAAGAAAAGUUAAAAUCAAUGAAGCAAGUGCCUAGCCUGAAAGGACUAAAGAAGGCCUCAGACAGCCUGAAAUUUUCGGACGAUGUGAGCCCAAGAAGAGACUCCUCGUCAGACAGCUUUAGUGAUGCUUCAAAGGAAGGAUGGCUGCAGUUUCGUCAGAUUCUUACAGAAAAAGGAAAGCGCGUUGGUGGCAGCAUUCGACCUUGGAAGCAAAUGUACGUGGUUCUUCGUGGGCACUCUCUAUUUUUGUACAAAGAUAAAAAAGACAAGGCAACUCAUGCAACUUGCCAAACUGAAGAAGAGCAACCAAUCAGCAUCAAAGCCUGCUUGAUAGACAUCUCGUAUAGUGAAACCAAGCGUAAGCACGUAUUUCGAUUAACCACUUCUGAGUGUGAAUACCUCUUUCAGGCUGAGGAUCGGGAGGAUAUGUUGGCAUGGAUUAAGACUAUACAAGAAAACAGCAAUUUGGAUGACGAAGACACGGGAGUUACAAGCAGAGAUUUAAUUAGUCGGAAGAUUAAAGAGUAUAGUACCAUGAUGAAUACUUCUGGCAGCAAGUCAGAACCAUCUCCUAAAACACCACGGCAGACUCUCAGUAUUAGGCAGACCUUCUUGGGAUCCAAAACUGAUCCAAAGAGCCCACAUUCUCCAAAGCAAGAGCUGGAAAGAAAACUUAUAAAUGACACAAGCCCACCAAAAGAUAAGGGAACAUGGCGAAGAGGUAUUCCUAGUAUAAUGAGAAAACCCUUUGAAAAGAAACCAGGUCCUGGUGUAACAUUUGGUGUCAGGUUAGAUGAUUGUCCACCAGCUCUUCACAAUAAGUAUGUACCAUUUAUAGUUGAGGUCUGCUGCAAUUUGGUUGAAGAGAAAGGACUUGAGUACACUGGAAUCUACAGAGUGCCGGGAAAUAAUGCUGCGAUAUCAAGCUUGCAAGAAGAACUCAACAAAGGGGUGACUGAUAUUGACCUAUUGGAUGAUAAAUGGAGAGAUCUGAAUGUUAUAAGUAGUUUACUGAAAUCCUUCUUCCGAAAACUUCCAGAGCCUCUCUUCACAAAUGACAAAUAUGCUAAUUUCAUAGACGCCAACAGAAAAGAGGAUUCAGUGGAUAGACUCAGAACCUUAAAAAAAUUGAUCCGAGAUUUGCCAGAUCAUCACUAUGAAACAUUAAAAUUCCUGUCCGCACAUCUGAAGACAGUGGCAGAAAACUCUGAGAAAAAUAAGAUGGAACCUAGAAAUUUGGCAAUUGUAUUUGGCCCAACCCUUGUCAGAACAUCAGAAGACAACAUGAUGCACAUGGUUACUCACAUGCCAGAUCAAUACAAAAUAGUGGAAACGCUCAUACAACAUUAUGACUGGUUUUUCACUGAAGAAGGUGAUGAAAGUGCAACCACACCAAUCCAGGAAGAAAGCACAGUUGAUACACAGCCAGUGCCAAACAUAGAUCAUUUGCUAACCAACAUUGGGAGAACAGGAACUACUCCGGGAGAUGUUUCAGAUUCAACCACUAGUGACUCAGCAAAAUCUAAGGGUUCUUGGGGAUCCGGGAAGGAUCAAUACAGCAGGGAUCUGCUUGUGUCAUCCAUCUUUGCUGCAGCCAGUCGUAAAAGAAAGAAAAAGGAUAUAAAGUUGCAACAAAGUAGUUCAGAUGAUGAGUUGGAAAGUGGAUUCUCCAGGAAAGAAAUAUCAAACCGUUCCCACACCGUUGUAGCUAAGGAACUGGGAAAUAAACGAGAAUCUGAAAAUGAAGUUGACUUACCUGAACCGAAAGGAAAACAAGAUAAUUGGUAUAGCGAACAGCAGGAGAAAGGAAGUACAGAGGAAAGGAAUCAAUCUUUGUCUGUAGCAUUAAUUGAAAAGUAUGAAAUGAGAAAGCAAGCAUCUCCAGAAGAAACAAGCUUCACAGAGCAGAAGCUUCCAACGUACUGCGAAAAAUGCACAGACUUGCCUAAUAUCAGUUGUUCCAGUCCACAACUAAUUGCAAGCACAAAGCCCAUUUCUACUGUUGAGGUUUCUUUGAGUAACAUGAACCCCGACAUGGAUAAAGCUGUGACUGACUUAACUAUCACAGUCAGUAAUUGUUCUCUGGACUCUCAACAGCAAACUAAUUUAAGCAAGUCAAAGAAACCAGCAGAUGCAGUUACUGCAGAUGUAAGUUCCAUCGCUUCAGAAUAUUCCACAACUUCUUCUAUAGCAUACCUUCCAGGAAUGGAUUCCCAUGUGCUGAAUGCAGAAGUCCAAUCAGUGACAGAAAGCAAAGGUGAUGAGGCUGACGAUGAGAGAAGUGAACUUGUCAGUGAAGGACACCAUGUAGAAACAGAUAGUGAUAGUGAUUUUUCUGUUUUUGCUGCAAGUUGUGCACCUGAAAAGCUUUUAUGUGAAAUGAAACAGGAUCCAUCAAAGAGUGUCAGGAAAAACUCAGAAGGAAGUGACAAGACUGGAACAGAAGGAAGUUCAACACCAAGGUUAGAUGAUAGGAAAGCAUUCAGCUCACGUAAGCUCAUUGAGAGUGAUACACUUUCCAAGAAAAAGUCUUUUCGGUUGAAAGGUGAAAGUGAGGUGUCAGUAGAUACAAAGGAACAAAAAGAGGUAGAGAGAGAACAGAAGGUCUGUGAUGUCAUGAAGAAAGGGAAAUCCACAACCAGUCUGGCUUCAUUCAUUAAAAAUGAACCUGAUAAGAUCGAGCCUGGAUGGAAAUUAAAAAUUACAGACCGUUUAAAACUACGCCUAAAGAUAUCUGCAGAUGAUAUGUUUGGAGUUGGCAUACAAAAGUCAGGCUCUCCUGAAACCAGUAGGAAAAAAAACAUUAGGCGGAGACAUACCAUGGGAGGAAAUAGGGAUUUUGCAGAACUCAGUGUUUUAAAUGCAUGGAGAGCACAGGAACAAGAACAACAUUCUCCAAAUAACGCAGGGAGUGGAGAUAACGAACCUCAUUUGUCAGCAAUGGAUCGCCUCAAGCCGAAAUGUCAAUCCCAGGAUCUCUCGAUCACAGAGUGGCUUGCACGAGAACGCUUACGCACUAGCACAUCAGAUUUGCACACAGAAAAAACCUUGGAGCCAAGAACUGCGGUCAUUAGUUUAGACAAAGGCACAAACACAGAGUUGUCUGCAUCAUCUGGAGAAGAUGCAGUCAGCUCUGGGAGUUUGCCCCAAUUCAGUCACCCUUCCCCUUCAACAUCUCUUAGCCCACCAUCUUCAACAGAUCAAGUAAAUGGUGACAGCCACCAAAGCAAGGGAAAGAACAAUUUUAGUACAACAGUUGAUGCUCAUCCUCAUAAAAUAUCCAGUAAUCAAGUAGUCAAGUCUCGCUUCUAUCAGUACUUGUAGGUCUGCUAUUAUUUAUGUGUCUAGUGCUGCAGAAAAUUGUACAGCAAAUUGCUUGUCAAACAGUAUACUGUUUUCUAUAUGAAUUUCCUGUACAUAUUUCUAUCUGUACUUGAAUUUUGAAACAGUUGAUGCUCUGCCUAUAAUACAGGCUGGUUUCUGUGCUGGGUACUGUGGAAGCUCGUUGUGUACACUGACAGCCAGAAAAAGGAUAACUCUUUGUACAAAAUAAAUUUAUAAAUUGACGUAGAAGAGCAUCGAGUGCUGAAGCCUUCUGACGCACAUUUCCAUAAAUUAAUCAUACUGCAUGAUCAGCAAUUCCUGCGUAAAUUGGAUUCAGCUGCAUAUAUUUUACAUCAGCUUACAAGGGCGAGUGAAAUAAACUUUUUGGAUUUGAUCUUUUGAACUUCAUUUGCUAAAGAAAGUGCCUCAUCUCAAAAAGGAAAUUGGUUUAGAUAGGGUGCCAUAUUGUCAUUUUAGUUUAAAAAAACUAGAAAUCUACUGUGAAACAAAUUAUUUAUCUGUAAACACACAAAAAUAUCAUUAAGAUAAUUUUCCAGAUUUUAUUAACUGAACAGCUAGAGCUUCCACACUAUAGGCAUUCCAGUUGGAUCUUAAGAACAUUUUUUUAAUUCAGACUUUUAAUACAGUCUUUGUAUGGGACUUGAUUUUUUUUUAAAGUUUAUGUAAAGAUACAUAAAUGUAUAUAAUUUCAUGUGUCGCUUUUUCAAAUUUGAGAUUUGAUAAAAGCUUUGUAACAUAGGCAUGUAGAUAGUGGUCUCUGGAAAAACUGGUCCCUUGCUCAUUUUUCAUCAUCUCUAAAGAGAAUCUUAACUGUGCAUGAGAACUGUUUUCUCAGAUUCAACAUUGUAUUUAGCCUGUGUACAGAUAGAGGCAAAUUGUUUGUAAAUGUGCCCUGGAAACACUGGAAAUAAAUUUUUUGUUUCUGUGGUUCUUUGCUUCUGUUCUUUAAAGGCAUUGAGCUCAAAAAGUUAAAACAAAAUGAUGCAUGUCACUCCAUUUUAUCUCUUUAUGGUCCUAAGUUUCCUUCC